Molecule: messenger RNA, 1321 nt
Organism: Peromyscus eremicus (cactus mouse)
Lineage: Eukaryota; Metazoa; Chordata; Mammalia; Rodentia; Cricetidae
Gene: Klrg2
Product: killer cell lectin like receptor G2
Exons: 5
Coding region: 47-1297 (416 amino acids)
Source: RefSeq, a predicted model, not a curated record
CACCUAGUACGGCGCUCGGCGAGUCUUGGGGGGCUAGGCGCACGGGAUGAAAUGGACCCAGGAAGUUUCUGGGGGAGGCCAGGCCGAAGCCGGGUCCCCAGAGGAGUCCUUGGCAAGCCCGGAAACGGAGCAGCCGCAGGUCCCCGUGGAGGCGCCGCAAGCCGGGGUUCCCGACGGCAACCCGAGGCCGGAGCGGACCGGGAGGGAGGCGACAGACGCGGAGCUGCAGGUCCUCUCGGAGGAGAGGCCGCAGCCUCCGGCUCUGUCCGGGUCCCCGCGCUUGCCGCCGCUCAGCCUGGGCUACGGCGCUUUCCGCCGCCUGGGCUCAUGCAGCCGCGAGCUGCCGUCGCCGAGCCCCACGUGGGCCGAGCAGCCCCAGGACGGCGAGGUCGAGCCGCAGCCCUGGGCGGCGUCAGGAGAGCCCACGCCCGGGUCCUGGGCACCCGUGGAGCUGCAGGUAGACGUGCGCGUUAAACCCGUGGGCGCGGCGGGAGCCAGCCGCGCGCCCUCGCCCGCGCCGUCCACGCGCUUCCUCACCGUGCCGGUGCCAGAGUCGCCCGCCUUCGCCCGCCGCUCGGCGCCCACGCUCCCGCGGCUGCCACGCGCCCCGUCGCCGGGCUCCACGUGGGGCCGUGGAUCGCCGCUUGCCGCGCUCCAGACCGAGCGGAUCGGCCCCACCGAGGGCAGCGCGGUCUCCCCGGGCUCGCCCACCUGCCGCUGCCGCUGCCGCUGCCAGGAGCCCGGGCUGACCAAAGAAGACGCCGCGCUGCUGCAGCGCGCAGGCAUGGACAGCCAGAAACUGCCACGGGCCAUCACGCUCAUAGGGCUGCCCCUGUACAUGAAGUCCCUGCGCUGGGCUCUGGUGGUCAUGGCUGUGUUCCUGGCUGUCUGCACUGUCACCAUCGUGGCACUGGCCUCUAGAGGCGGAGCCAAGUGCCAGCCAUGCCCUCAGGGCUGGUUGUGGUCUCAGGAACACUGUUACUACCUCUCUGAAGAAGCCCAAGACUGGGCGGGCAGCCAGGCGUUCUGCUCAGCCCACCAUGCCACACUGCCCCUGCUGAGCCACACCCAGGACUUCCUAAGAAAAUACCAGAUCACCAAAGGCUUCUGGGUGGGGGCCCAACGAGGCCCUGAAGGCUGGCACUGGACUGAUGGGGUCCCUUUGCCACCCCAACUGCUCCCAAAGGACAGUGAGGACCAUCCAGACUUCAGCUGCGGGGGUUUGGAAGAAGGCCGGCUCGUGGCUCUGGACUGUAGCUCUCCCAGACCCUGGGUCUGUGCCAGGGGGGCCAAGUGACUUAGUGUCCUGUGCCAGACCUGU